This is a messenger RNA of Polistes dominula (European paper wasp), 1190 nucleotides long. RefSeq names its product HIG1 domain family member 1A, mitochondrial. Lineage: Eukaryota; Metazoa; Arthropoda; Insecta; Hymenoptera; Vespidae. Gene Ontology annotation, cellular component: mitochondrion. The record is from RefSeq and is a predicted model, not a curated record. Gene Ontology annotation, biological process: mitochondrial respirasome assembly.
ACGACGAAGUAACAGCAGCACCUUGAGCAACAGUAGUAGUAAUACUGUCAAAUAGUACUAGUACAAAAAUCACUGCUUAUACAUUCAUCUAAGAAGAAAUAAAACUUAAAAUAUAGAUUUAUUUGGAUUUGAAAGUGUAACGAUUGGUUUUGUUGAAGUAACAUUUCUUGUUAUUUUAUUCAUAUAAUUGAAUAUUUAAGUGAAGAUUCUUUAGUCAACUGGAUUUUAUAUAUUCGUUCCCUGAUACACUUAAGAGUUGGGACUAAUUUAUAUAAUAAAAAUGGAUCCAAAAGAAGAAUUGGUAUCAUACGAAGAUAGCCUAAGUAAUAGAAUGACUCGGCACGCACAAAAAAAUCCUUUUUUGAUAGCUGGUUUUGCAACUUUAUUAGCAGCUUGUGCAAUAGGUGCUUAUAAAUUCAAACAUCGAGGAAAUAUGCCAGUAUCUCUCUACCUCUUACAAUUUCGAGUUCUGGCACAAGGUUCAGUAAUUGGUUGUAUAACUGCUGGAAUGCUUUAUCAUAUGGUCAAUGAACAUGUUUUACAUAAAGGGAAAAAAGAAUGAUGAAAAUUAUUUAUGUAGAAUAUUUACUUGUAACAUUAGUUAGUUGAUAAUAUAUCGUACUAAAAAUUUCUACGGACGAGUUGUUCACAGAAACAAUUAACUCCAGUUUUAUCAAUUAAAUUCUAAUGUAACAUAUUGUCAACGUUCUUCUCAAUUGAACUUUUUCUAUGUAAAUUACAUUUCUUCAAUAAUUUGAUUUAAAAUCACUUUAAUGAGAACAAUUUUGAUGAUUGUUAAAUAAUAAAUGAAACGACUUUUUGUUCUGUAGAGUUAAUUGAUUUGACAAAUGAAUGGCUCAGGUAUUUAUUAUCUAUUACAAUUAAUCUGAAAUACAUGAAGCAAAAAAGCUAAAUGUGAUACUCAAGUAGUAUUAUUGUUAGAAUAUGAAUACUUUUGGCUGGUUCCAAUAACUACAAAAUUAUAUAAAUUAUAUUUUCUUAUACUUCUUUUGCUACAGAUAUAUAUAUAUGAUAUACCUUGUAUACCUCACGUAAACAUAGCCAUUAUGAUAAUUGAAUAUGAAAGUAACUUAAUCCAUAGUAAUUUAAAGUUUACAAAGUAAAUAUGUAUCGUCAAUAAACUAUUUGAUGUAAUAUUAGCAAAUAAAACAAUUGUAUUCUUAUGAAAA